AUGCGGGUGCUGCUGAUUUGGAGUGUGCUUCUGGGGGCUGCCCUGGGCAGUGAGGACUUUGUGGGGCACCAGGUGCUCCGAAUCUCUGCAGCCAAUGAGGCCCAAGUACAGAAGGUAGCGGAGCUACAGGACCUGGAGCACCUGCAGCUGGACUUCUGGCGGGGCCCUGCCCGACCUGGCUCCCCCAUCGAUGUGCGAGUGCCCUUCCCCAGCAUCCAGGCCGUGAAAAUCUUCCUGGAGGCCCACGGCAUCAGCUACGAGAUCAUGAUCGAAGAUGUGCAGACGCUGCUGGACGAGGAGCAGGAGCAGAUGUUUGCCUUCCGGGCCCGGGCCACCUCCACGGACACCUUCAACUAUGCCACCUACCACACGCUGGAGGAGAUCUAUGACUUCAUAGACCAACUGGUGGCUGAGCACCCACAGCUCGUCAGCAAGAUCCAGAUUGGCAACACCUAUGAAGGCCGGCCCAUUUACGUGCUGAAGUUCAGCACCGGGGGGAACAACCGUCCCGCCAUCUGGAUUGACACGGGCAUCCAUUCCCGCGAGUGGGUGACCCAGGCCAGCGGGGUGUGGUUCGCCAAGAAGAUCACUGAAGACUAUGGCCAGGACCCAACCGUCACCUCCAUUCUGGAUAACCUAGAUGUCUUCCUGGAGAUCGUCACCAACCCUGAUGGUUUUGCCUUCACCCACAGCCAGAACCGCAUGUGGCGCAAGACUCGGUCGCUCACGUCGGGCUCCUUCUGUAUCGGGGUGGACCCCAACAGGAACUGGGACGCUGGCUUUGGGAAAGCCGGCGCCAGCAGCAACCCCUGCUCAGACACUUACCACGGCAAGUCGGCCAACUCCGAGGUGGAGGUCAAGUCCAUCGUGGACUUUGUGAAGAACCACGGGAACAUCAAGGCCUUCAUCUCCAUCCACAGCUACUCCCAGCUCCUCCUCUACCCCUACGGCUACACCUCCGAGCCAGCCCCUGACCAGGAAGAGCUGCAUCAGGUGGCCAAGUCUGCCGUGACGGCCCUGGCCUCUCUGUACGGGACCAAGUACCAGUACGGCAGCAUCAUCGACACCAUCUAUCAAGCCAGUGGAAGCACCGUGGACUGGACCUAUAACCAGGGCAUCAAGUAUUCCUUCACCUUUGAGCUCCGCGACACCGGGCGCUACGGCUUCCUGCUGCCAGCCUCCCAGAUCAUCCCCACGGCCCAGGAGACGUGGCUGGCGCUUCUCACCAUCAUGGAGUACACCCAGACCCACCCCUACUGA
Lepus europaeus (European hare) is the source of this 1260-nucleotide messenger RNA. It is a transcript of the gene CPA1, whose product is annotated as carboxypeptidase A1. The transcript is spliced from 10 exons. The record is from RefSeq and is a predicted model, not a curated record. Lineage: Eukaryota; Metazoa; Chordata; Mammalia; Lagomorpha; Leporidae. Gene Ontology annotation, molecular function: zinc ion binding; metallocarboxypeptidase activity. Bases 1 to 1260 code for a protein of 419 amino acids. Gene Ontology annotation, biological process: proteolysis.